This is a messenger RNA of Paramecium sonneborni, 1740 nucleotides long. The record is from the annotation of a GenBank genome assembly. Lineage: Eukaryota; Ciliophora; Oligohymenophorea; Peniculida; Parameciidae.
AUGUUAAUAAAAACUAAAGGUGAUGUUGAUGAUAAUAAUAUAGAUCAUAUAAGCAAGUAAAUAUUGAAUAAUUAAUGAGAGUGAUGAAACCACAAAUCUAGUAGUUCCACUAUUUCCUGAGUUCAAGCAUCCUGGUUUAGGUAAAUAAGUUCUAAUGAGACCUCCAAGUAAAUAAUUCUUGAAUUCCCCAUCUAAAUUAGAAGACUCUCUAUCAGGGAGUACUAAGAUUACUUAAUUCAAUGUAAGUCUUCUAAACUAUUAAGAGUGCCGGACAGCCCUAUGAUUACAUUGUUAAUCGCUUUCUCUAGACCAUUAAAAAACAUCUUUCUUCACCUCAAAGGUAAAACCCCUACUUAAUAUAAGAUCUGAAGUGGAGGGAUAAAUUAUACGAACCUUGAUUUCAUAACAAGCUAAAUUAUAAUAUAUGCUUCAUAUUGAUUGGGCUAAAUAUUAUACAAGCUAUUUAUAACACAUUAAUACUAAAGUUCCUGGACCUAUUAAUAAUUAACCUUUUUUUGCUGAUUUAUGUUCAAAUGACACCAUAUAUAAACUAAAUCUAAAAUAAGAUGUAGAUUUUGUAUUGCUUAAUCGAAAUACUUGGAUGUUCAUUUAUAGUUUAUAUGGUGGAGGACCUGAAGUCUCUAUUCAAGAUUAUACUAAAGGAGAGGGAUUUGAGAAUUCAACAUAAAAACCUACCUUAUCAAGAGUUAGUUCAUUAUAGUCAGGAUUGGUAGAUACUGUUUCAUAUAUGAGUAUUACACUACCUUUUUAAAAAUCUUAAUUUGAAUUACCUCCUAUAGGAUUUUAUAAUGAAUCUAAUUAUUGUUUUAUGCAUGCAGCACUACAAACUUUAUUAUCAGUUGAAUAAAUAAAUUGUUGGAUGAUGAAUGAAGGUAAAAGGAUAGUUACUUAAUUUUCAGAUAAAUAUCGUUAUUUGAAUGCUUACUAAGAAAUAAUUACAUUAGCAAUUAAUAAAAAAGCAGGAGCAUUUAUUAAAAUUUAAUAAUUGAAGCAAUUAAUAAAAAGUAAAUUUGAUCCUCGUUAAUAACAUGAUUCUUAAGAAUUUUUAAGAUAUUUUAUAGAAUAAUUAACAAUUGAAAUAUAAGGAUAAUCGAAAUAUGAUUAACCAAUUACAGAAAUAGUUUUUUAGGGAUAAAUGAUGUCAUUGAUUAAAUGUGAUUAAUGUAAUUAAUAAUCAACAAAGUUUGAAUCUUUUUUAGAUUUAUCUUUGUCAAUGAAUAAAUUAUAAACUUUAGAAAAAUGUUUAAGAUUAUUUUUUGCUUAGGAGAUUUUAAGUGAUCAUUAUUAGUGUGAAAAUUGUAAUAAUGAAACAAGGGCAAUUAAGAAAUAUGUUAUAGGUACACCUCCAUUAUAUUUGAUGAUCCAUUUAAAAAGAUUUUAGGUAUAUCCAAAUAAAAUAAAAUUGAAUGGACAUGUGAGAUUUCCUAUAAGUCUUGAUGUUUAAGAGUAUAUUUUUAAAAUCCAUUAUGAUAGAUUUUGUUCAAUAAAAGCUAAAUAUAAAUUAAGAUCAAUAAUAGUUCAUUAAGGAACACCUGAGAGAGGACAUUAUGUAACAUUUUCAUCUAGACAAGAGCAAGUAAUAAUAAAUAGUAAUUUAUAUAGUGGUAUUAUUUUGAUGAUCAAAAAAUAUAUUUAGUUACAGAACAAGAUGUUUUGUAAUAGUAAGCUUAUGUUUUGAUAUACGAAAAGGUUGAAGAAUAUCUCAUUGACAUGUAAUGA